This is a messenger RNA of Theobroma umbraticum, 1674 nucleotides long. RefSeq names its product dnaJ protein homolog. Lineage: Eukaryota; Viridiplantae; Streptophyta; Magnoliopsida; Malvales; Malvaceae. The record is from RefSeq and is a predicted model, not a curated record. Gene Ontology annotation, biological process: response to heat; protein folding. Gene Ontology annotation, molecular function: Hsp70 protein binding; ATP binding.
AUAGGGGAUCCUCGCGAUCCAGUAAAACCCCUCUUGCGAUUUGUGAGGAGAAACUUGAGGGAACGAAUCGCGCUCUCUCUCAAGCUUUCUUCUCUCCUUGAAGCUUUUAACUUUCCUUGAAAUCUAUCGCUUUUUUUCUUCUCCCUGCAAACCCUAACCGAUAACUGACGUGAUUUAAUCAUGUUUGGGCGUGUUCCAAAGAAGAGCGAUAACACCAAAUAUUAUGAAGUACUUGGGGUUUCAAAAACUGCAAGUCAAGAUGAAUUGAAGAAGGCUUAUAGGAAGGCUGCUAUCAAGAACCAUCCUGAUAAAGGUGGAGAUCCGGAGAAGUUUAAGGAAUUGGCUCAAGCUUAUGAAGUUCUUAGCGAUCCUGAAAAGAGAGAAAUAUAUGACCAAUAUGGUGAAGAUGCUCUUAAAGAGGGAAUGGGAGGAGGUGGUUCUUCUCAUAACCCAUUUGACAUAUUUGAAUCAUUUUUUGGCGGUGGAGCCUUUGGUGGUGGUGGUAGCUCAAGAGGAAGAAGGCAAAAGCGAGGUGAAGAUGUUGUGCAUAGUCUAAAAGUUUCUUUGGAAGACUUGUACAAUGGGACAACAAAGAAACUCUCUCUUUCCAGGAAUGCUCUAUGCAGCAAAUGUAAAGGGAAAGGUUCAAAGAGUGGAGCCUCUUCUAGAUGUUAUGGUUGUCAGGGUUCAGGAAUGAAAAUUACAACACGUCAGAUUGGACUGGGGAUGAUCCAACAGAUGCAGCAUGUCUGUCCUGAAUGCCGAGGCUCAGGUGAAGUGAUCAGUGAGAGAGAUAGAUGCCCACAGUGCAAAGGAAACAAGGUUACUCAGGAAAAGAAGGUGCUUGAAGUACAUAUUGAGAAAGGAAUGCAAAAUGGCCAGAAAAUUACAUUUGAAGGACAAGCUGAUGAAGCUCCGGAUACAGUUACUGGAGACAUUGUUUUUCUUUUGCAACUGAAGAAACACCCAAAAUUUGAACGGAAAUUCGAUGACCUCUAUGUUGAACACAACCUCAGUUUGACAGAGGCUCUGUGUGGGUAUCAGUUUGCCCUAACUCACCUUGAUGGCAGGCAGCUUCUAAUUAAAUCAAACCCUGGGGAGGUCAUUAAGCCUGGUCAAUACAAGGCUAUCAAUGAUGAGGGUAUGCCCCAUCAUCAAAGACCUUUCAUGAAGGGCAGGCUAUUCAUCCAUUUCAAUGUUGAUUUCCCAGAAUCUGGUGUUUUUUCACCUGAGCAAUGCCGCACAUUAGAGACUAUAUUGCCCAUGAGGACUAGUAAACACUUGACAGACAUGGAGGUUGAUGACUGUGAAGAGACUACUUUGCAUGAUGUCAACAUUGAGGAGGAAAUGAGGCGGAAGGAACAACAGCAGCAUAGGCACCAUGAAGCUUAUGAUGAAGAUGACGAUGAGCCAUCAAUGCCAAGAGUGCAGUGUGCCCAACAAUAAGAAAUAUUAGUGUUCAAUGUUUUUCCCUAGUAGCGGAGUUAUCGUUUGUGGGUGUGUAUGUGGGUGUGUCUGCGUAUUCAAUUAGCCAGUUGUCCUCUAUUUUGAUUUUUGAUACUUACUCAGUUUCAGCAUUUUGUGUUAUUUUAUCACGUAGUUUGUUCACAACUUUCAACAAUUAAUUUGCGUUCAGAUGCUAUAUUUGAGAAUAGUAUAAGUUUAGUAGAUUCA